Stegastes partitus (bicolor damselfish) is the source of this 4092-nucleotide messenger RNA. RefSeq names its product serine palmitoyltransferase, long chain base subunit 2b (gene sptlc2b). Gene Ontology annotation, molecular function: serine C-palmitoyltransferase activity; pyridoxal phosphate binding. Lineage: Eukaryota; Metazoa; Chordata; Actinopteri; Pomacentridae. Gene Ontology annotation, cellular component: serine palmitoyltransferase complex. The record is from RefSeq and is a predicted model, not a curated record. The coding region runs from base 141 to 1835 and encodes 564 amino acids. The transcript has 12 exons. Gene Ontology annotation, biological process: sphingosine biosynthetic process; ceramide biosynthetic process.
AUCCGUCCUCUCCCCAGCUCUCAUACAUGACUUCACGACCAGCAUUACACAAGUUGAGCGACUUCAAACCGUGAAUUAUUUUUCUUUCUCCCUCUCGCUCUCGCUCUCUCCCGGCCAAGCCCCCCUCCCCACAGACGAAGAUGACGGAAAGCUCCGCGAACAAGCUGCUGAACGGAGACGCCUGUCACCGCACCGCCAACGGCAGGAAAGCGAGUAAAAAUGGCUUCGUGAAGAACCACUGCCUGUUCCAACAGCCGCACAAGUACCGCCGCCCCAGGGAGAAGAACCAAAAUGUCACACACAACUCCAGCUUGUACAAGAAGCCCUUUUCAGAAUCCUUUGAGGAGACUCCUCUACUGGUGGCCGUGCUCACCUACAUGGGCUACGGCAUCCUCACCAUCUUUGGCUACCUCCGAGACUUCCUCCGCCACUGGAACAUCGAAAAGUGCCAUGUGGCUCGCGAGAGAGACGAGCAGAAGGACUUUGUCCCCCUCUAUCAGGAUUUUGAGAACUUUUACACCAGGAACCUGUACAUGAGGAUCCGAGACAACUGGAACCGGCCCAUCUGCAGCGUCCCCGGUGCCAAGAUGGACCUGGUCGAGAGAGUUUCUCACGACUACAACUGGACGUUCGAGCACACAGGCAAAGUGGUGAAGGAUGUCAUCAAUAUGGGUUCCUACAACUACCUCGGCUUUGCAGAGAACACUGGAACUUGUGCCGAUGCUGCUAUUGAGGCCACACAAGCGUAUGGAGUCGGAGUGGGCAGCACUCGCUGUGAGAUGGGGAACCUGGACAUCCAUGAGGAAAUGGAGCAGUUGGUUGCCAGGUUUCUGGGCGUUGAAUCAUCCAUGGCUUUUGGCAUGGGCUUCGCAACCAACUCCAUGAACAUUCCUGCUCUCACUGGGAAGGGUUGUCUCAUCCUCAGCGACGAGUUGAAUCAUGCAUCUCUGGUGCUGGGCGCUCGCCUGUCUGCCUCCACAAUUCGGGUCUUCAAACACAACAACAUGCAAAGCCUUGAGAAGCUGCUGAGAGAUGCUAUCGUACACGGGCAGCCGAGAACCCACCGACCCUGGAAGAAAAUCCUCAUCGUGGUUGAGGGCAUUUACAGUAUGGAGGGGUCCAUCGUACGUCUGCCUGAGAUCAUAGCUCUGAAGAAGCGCUACAAGGCCUACCUGUACCUGGAUGAGGCUCACAGCAUCGGGGCCCUGGGGCCGAAUGGCCGAGGAGUGGUGGACUACUUUGGCCUGGACCCUAAAGAUGUAGACAUCAUGAUGGGAACAUUCACCAAGAGCUUCGGUGCUGCUGGAGGAUACAUUGGAGGCAAAAAGGAGCUGAUCGACUACCUGCGGCGCCACUCUCAUAGCGCUCUGUACGCCACCUCCAUGUCUCCUCCGGUGGCCCAACAGAUAAUCACCUCUAUGAAGAUCAUCAUGGGAGAGGAUGGGACCACACUGGGUGCUGAUCGCCUCAGGCAGCUUUCAGAGAACACCACCUACUUCCGCAGAAAACUCCGCGAAAUGGGCUUCAUCAUCUACGGCAACGACGAUUCGCCCGUCGUGCCCAUGAUGCUCUACAUGCCUGCCAAAAUUGGGGCCUUUGGUCGAGAAAUGUUGAAGAGGAACAUUGGCACGGUGGUCGUCGGCUUCCCAGCAACACCUAUCAUUGAGUCCAGAGCUCGCUUCUGUGUUUCAGCUGCUCAUACCAGAGAGACGCUCAAUACAGCGCUGGAGGCCAUCAGCGAAGUGGGCGACCUGCUGCAGCUGAAGUACUCCAGACGUGAGCAGCCUCUUCCCUCUCUGGGCUGGAUGUCUGAGGAGAGUCUGCUUCAGGACUGAGCCACGUCGUCCUGCCUCAUCAAGCCCUCUUCCCAACUCACUGUCCCUCCCCUACUUUGAGCUUUUCGCGUCCAAAACCCUCCUUCGCCCCCCUCGUUUUCCUCUGAGCCAGCUCACUUCUCCAUAUCUCCUCACAUCAGACUCCCGUGGACUCACCAGAACCAAAGUCUGCACAGGUCCGACCCGUUCUGAAACCUGUACGGGCCUGUGUGCCGUCUGUGAGCGGUCCAGCCGAUUUCCCCAAUGGCCUGGGAGGACCAAAAUCACCCACAUCCAACUGUGUCCGUUGUUAGCGUGUUCAGAGCCUUUCUUUUUGUCCUAACUUAUUGUGACUGCAUUUGUCUAACGUCAAGUCUUAUUCCUGUGUGCACAUUGAAUGUGUAUCUUAUUUGUGCAAUAAUAACAACAAUAUGGAGUUUCUUUGUAAUUCAGACAACCUUGGGGCAAAGCAGAGUUCCUACUCGUGCACUCAGAGAAAAAGAAAUCCGAUCAUAGCCGUCGCUGUGAUUUCCACGAGGAAAAAAACGAUGUAUGUAAAUAUUAUUUAUCACACAGUUGGUCAUACUGCCUUAGGGUAGCAUCCCAGACCUCAAACGGAGAUACAUUAUUUCACAGGAGUAAGCAUGUGUUCUCCAUAUGUAUUUAUCUGAUUGCUUAUUUUUCCCCUAAUCACUUUUACUUGAAUAGAGAGUAUAGAAUAUUGGGUUCUUUCCCUAACCAAAGGAUAUAUGAAUAUAUAUAUAUAUGUAUGUAUAGAUAUAUUUUCUACCUUUUCUCUUAAAAAAAAAAGAAAACAGGUGUUCCAAAAGAAAACGUUUAACGGGGAAAGAACUCCAGGGAGCAAGACUUAAGGAAUAUUUUUUUUACUGCUUAUUUUCUAUAAAUAUUUUUCAGCUUUAUUUACUGUUUACACCUGCACUCAAAAAGAAAACAAACUUGAGCCUAGUGUCUUUAACAUUUCUAUAAGCUAACGAGCGACACGUGUGAUUUAUUUUUCUCGCAUUUCACUCUCACGCAAGUGCUUUCAUGUGAAUCGGCGAUCUGUGCACGACGACACGCUUUAACUUUAGAUCUGUACGUAUGACGACGGAGCUCCCAUCUGAUAUACAGACAGCUUUAUUUAUUGAAAAUGCGUUUGUCAUCCUUUAGCGAUCUAUUUUUGUGAAAGCUAUUGUCUUAAAGGCAGCUCCAAAUGUGUCCCAGCGGAGGGGAGUGUAUUUUAACGGACUACUUUAGAUGUCUUUACCUUCAGUGCAGCACUACUGACAGGCAUUUUAAAUGCACAGAUGACGUAGUCACUGAUAUUUGCGAGAUUUGUUUGGGAAUACUCCAUGUGUCAUUGUGUUUUCCUCAUAAUUUAUCAUUUGUGAUCAUCUGCUGGAAUGACAUUCCGUAUCGACCUGCUCUCAUUGUUGUUAGUUUUGGUUCACUGUCCUGUUUUCUCUGUGAGUCACUGUCAAACAUGUGUUUUUAUGUUGUAUCACUUUUUUUGACAUGAACAGGAGGUUGUCAGUGAAGCCAGUCAGAGAGCUGGCCGCCAUCUGACAAUGUGACCAUUCCCACAAAGUGAUGAAACUCAACACAAGUUCAAAGAUGCUUUUGGCAUUUUAGCACAGCACGACCACUAGUUUGGGUCUUUUUUUUGUUUUGUUUCUUUCUUUUUUUUUUUUGUACAUCCAUUACACAUUAGUCGCAUUUUUGUCUGAGUCAUUCCAAUAUUGUCUUUUCUCCACAAGAAAUGGCCUGCAAAAACAACUCGGUGAUGCAUUUGCUUUUAAUAAAUAAAAUAUACAGUGUGGAACACAUGACUGUGAUCUGGAUGCACUCUUCAGAAAUGUGCUCUGACAUAAAGAAUUUUCUUCUCGUCAAAGUUUCCUCUCAAGCUGUCUGCAGCACCGUGCAGUAUGUUGAGUCUCUACAUUUCUGUCCAUGUAGGCAAAAAAUGUAAUUGCAAACAGCAACAUGGCUGUUUUUCUCAGCCAGGUUUCCCUCACUGAAACUGCAGAGUUAAUGUCCGGGGAGAUCAUUUGAAUGCAGAGCUGCUUGCAAUGGGACGUUUUCCACCUCAGCCGUGUCUCGUCCCUGUGAACUGGCCUGCAGUGACCCGACGGAAACUUGCUUAUCAGUUGCUUUUGCCCUUGGAAUUGUAUUUGGGUUGAAGAUAAACCACUUAGAGGAGUUUGUAAAGCCGUGAUGUUUGUUGACCACGAUGUUGGAAACAGUGCUGCAAAGAUUAAAUCACUUUCUUUGUAUGGAG